Molecule: messenger RNA, 2042 nt
Organism: Sus scrofa (pig)
Lineage: Eukaryota; Metazoa; Chordata; Mammalia; Artiodactyla; Suidae
Gene: FOXQ1
Product: forkhead box Q1
Biological process (GO): anatomical structure morphogenesis; cell differentiation; regulation of transcription by RNA polymerase II
Molecular function (GO): DNA-binding transcription factor activity, RNA polymerase II-specific; RNA polymerase II cis-regulatory region sequence-specific DNA binding
Source: RefSeq, a predicted model, not a curated record
CGGAGCAAAAGGCAUGAAGUUGGAGGUGUUCGGCCCCCGCGCGGCCCUCGGGGACAAGCCGGGGAGUGACGUGGAAGGCGCGGGCGGCAGCGACGCGCCGUCUCCGCUGUCGGCCGCCGGCGACGACUCCCUGGGCUCGGACGGGGACUGCGCAGCCAACAGCCCGGCAGCGGCGGGCGGCGGCGCCGGGACGCUGGCGGGCGGCGGCGAGCGGAGCGCGGGCGGCGGGCCGGGCGCCCAAGAGGCCGGCGCGGCGGCGGCGGCGGCGGCUGCGGCCCCGGAGGCGGGCGCGGCGGGGCCGAGCGAGGGGGGCGCGGGCGGCGGCGAGGGCGCGCGCGGCAAGCCGUACACGCGGCGGCCCAAGCCCCCGUACUCGUACAUCGCGCUCAUCGCCAUGGCCAUCCGCGACUCGGCGGGCGGCCGCCUGACGCUGGCCGAGAUCAACGAGUACCUCAUGGGCAAGUUCCCGUUCUUCCGCGGCAGCUACACGGGCUGGCGCAACUCGGUGCGCCACAACCUCUCGCUCAACGACUGCUUCGUCAAGGUGCUGCGCGACCCUUCGCGGCCCUGGGGCAAAGACAACUACUGGAUGCUCAACCCCAACAGCGAGUACACUUUCGCCGACGGGGUCUUUCGUCGCCGCCGCAAGCGCCUCGGCCACCGGACGGCGCUCCCCGGCCCCGGGCCCCGGCCCUCGGACGCCGCCGCGCCCCCAUCGCCCUCGCCCGCCGCCUCCGCCCCGGGCCCGGCCUCGCCCCGCGCGCGCUCGCCCGCCCGCCCGGAGGGGCGCGCCAGCCCCGCGGGCAGGUUCUCCGGCCCCUUCGCCAUCGACAGCAUCCUCAGCAAGCCCUUCCGCAGCCGCCGCACCGGGGACGCGGGCCCCGGGCCGCGCCUGCCGUGGGGCGCGGCGCCCUGCCCGCCGCUGCCCGCCUUCCCCGCGCUCCUCCCCGGCGCGCCCGGCGGGGCCCUGCUGCCGCUCUGCGCUUACGGCGCGGCGGAGCCACCCAGGCUGGGCGCGCGCGGGGCCGAGGCACCGCCCCUCCUGCUAGCGCCCCUGGCCGCUCCAGCCCCGGCCAAGCCGCUCCGAGGCCCCGCCGGCGGCGCGCACCUGUACUGCCCCGUGCGGCUGCCCGACGCCCCGCACGCGGCCUCGGCCCGCGCGCCCGGCCAGCACCUGCCCUGCGCGCUGGAGACGCUCCUGGCCUGAGCGCGCCGGAGCCGACGGGGUGGGCACCUUCGGGGAGGCAGGAUCGCAGGCUGGGGCUGUGUGCUUCCCACCCCGAGGACAGAGACUGCAAAAGACACAUCGCCACCAAACGUGCCUUAAAGCUAAAGCGUUUUGACAGAAGUGUUCCAAGUUCGUUCCGAAGAUCUCCCGUCGUCUUAGACCGUUCCAGAGGGCCAAAGCAGUUCUUACCGACUGUUUCAGUUUCUUGACCAAGACUGUCCCUGCUCCAUCACGGAGACCUUUCCUCGCGUCUUGGGGCCGAGGCUCUGCCUUAUUCCUGCUGUUUCCAUUGCACCUUCCAGCGAUUUGCUCCUUAAAAAAAACAAAACAGAGCACGUCAGGGAACCAGUCCAUGGGAUCAACGAUUCGACUACUGUGGGGUUACCGGGGGCCCCUGCCUUGUGCGGGUGGCAUUUACAGGUGCGGCGGAGUGGGGGUGGGGGUCAGAGAACCUUCAGCCUUUUCUCUGCUAUUGACCAGCUUUUCACUGUGCCAGAAGAUGAAAAGUAUAAAUAUUGCUGGCGUUUGUAAUUAAAUUAUUUAUAUAUUUUUGAAACGCGAAUUGAAAAUGUUGCAGGCAACGGCUCCGGCUUUCUUCACGGUUGGGUUAUCUCUUAACUGUGGUCCCCUCGGGCCGCACAGUCUCUUCCAAGGAAAAGCUCACAGUCUGUCUGUGGGUCACCACUGCCAUGUGAAAGCGAGUGUGAUUUUUAUUUUUAAUAUUAUUUUAUUUGUGUCUGUGUACAUAUCCGUGUAUAAACUUGAUGAAACCCAGGCAUAAUGCUUAUUUUUUAAUAAAACACAAUUGACCUUA